Mustela lutreola (European mink) is the source of this 2705-nucleotide messenger RNA. It is a transcript of the gene PRPF18, whose product is annotated as pre-mRNA processing factor 18. The coding region runs from base 665 to 1465 and encodes 266 amino acids. The transcript is spliced from 12 exons. Lineage: Eukaryota; Metazoa; Chordata; Mammalia; Carnivora; Mustelidae. Gene Ontology annotation, cellular component: U5 snRNP; U4/U6 x U5 tri-snRNP complex; U2-type post-spliceosomal complex. The record is from RefSeq and is a predicted model, not a curated record. Gene Ontology annotation, biological process: RNA splicing; generation of catalytic spliceosome for second transesterification step.
GUUUGUGGUGGGCUCGCUGCGCCUUGGUGGGUGAGGUUUGGUCGGAGGAGUCCGAGAGGGAAGCUCGGGCGUAAACCCGGGCAACGAGAUGGACGUUCUGAAAUCGGAGAUCCUCCGGAAGCGGCAGCUGGUGGAAGACAGGAACCUGUUGGUGUUGGUUUCUUCAAGUCCGAUGCAGUCAGUCCACUCAUUGCAUUUGUUUACUAUGACUCUUGGUUUCUUUUAAUCAAGAACAAUUUCUUCAAACCCCUUUUUAUGCCAUUAAUUUGUUGGAGAAACUGGCUAGUUUGGAAAAUAGAAAGUAUUUCAAGCGUAGUGAACUUGCAAAAAAAGAAGAGGAAGCAUAUUUUGAAAGAUGUGGCUACAAGAUCUGAUACUGCCUCAUCUUCAUCACCACCACCACGCCUUUCCUCACCUCUCCCAAUAAAAGUCUAUUUUAAAGAGUUUCAAAACAUUUUAUUUAUUCAACCACCGAGGUGUUACCAGGGGUAUUUUCCCCACUUUCACUUGAAUAUUUUAAGCCAUCCUUUUUGUUUGCAUAGUUGGUUCCUUUUGGCCCUAAGUACCUCUGUCGGAAAUAAUACAGCCAAAGGAGGAGGACCAGAAACCAUUAACUUCUUCAAAUCCAGUGCUAGAACUUGAACUGGCAGAGGAAAAGUUACCCAUGACUCUUUCUAGGCAAGAGGUUAUCAGAAGAUUGAGAGAAAGAGGAGAACCAAUCAGACUAUUUGGAGAAACUGAUUAUGAUGCUUUUCAACGUUUAAGAAAAAUAGAGAUCCUCACACCAGAAGUUAACAAGGGAUUGAGGAAUGAUUUGAAAGCAGCUUUGGAUAAGAUCGACCAGCAGUACCUCAAUGAGCUUGUGGGUGGUCAGGAACCUGGAGAGGAAGACACACAGAAUGAUUUGAAAGUUCAUGAAGAAAACACCACAAUUGAAGAGUUAGAGGCAUUGGGAGAGUCUUUAGGAAAAGGCGAUGAUCAUAAGGACAUGGACAUCAUUACCAAGUUCCUUAAGUUUCUUCUUGGUGUUUGGGCUAAAGAAUUGAAUGCCCGAGAAGAUUAUGUGAAGCGCAGUGUGCAGGGCAAACUGAACAGUGCUACUCAAAAACAAACCGAGUCCUAUCUCAGACCCCUUUUCAGAAAGCUACGGAAAAGGAAUCUUCCUGCUGAUAUUAAAGAAUCCAUAACAGAUAUUAUUAAAUUCAUGUUGCAGAGAGAAUAUGUAAAGGCUAAUGAUGCUUAUCUUCAGAUGGCCAUUGGAAAUGCCCCUUGGCCCAUAGGUGUCACCAUGGUUGGUAUCCAUGCCAGAACUGGCAGAGAAAAGAUUUUUUCUAAGCAUGUUGCGCAUGUUUUAAAUGAUGAAACACAGCGGAAAUAUAUUCAGGGAUUGAAGAGGUUAAUGACCAUUUGCCAGAAGCACUUUCCUACAGAUCCAUCAAAAUGUGUGGAGUACAAUGCACUGUGAAGUCUGUGAAUGGUGUCGAAGUAAUAGGAAACUUGAGUGGUCGUGGCACAGACUUCUGGAAUUACCAGCAAGAGUGAGGGAAGAAGAGCAAGGAACGCGGUUUCCUGUGUUUGAGUUCUACCUAAUUCUCCUCUCACAGUGUUAAGAAAUGGUGUUGGCUCUGUCACAUCUGCUGCGAACUGAUUUUUGUGUCAUUUACUUUAAAUAGUCAAAAAAUUAAGUUCUAAAAACUUCUUCAAAUUUAAAUGUGUAGACGACUGUCCCAGAAGGGGAUCUAAAAUGAUGUCUUCCCUCUAGACCUGCAAGCUGGCAGUUAGAUGCCUGAAAAGGAACAUUUGAGGAUGGACUUACUUCUUUCUGUAAAAUAUGGUAAUUUUCACAUUGUCUUUUAUGUAACAUUUUUAAAAGAUAUUUUUAUAUAUUUCAACAAAAAUAUGGAACCAUUUAGUGAAACUUUAUAGUCCUUAAACGUUGCUGAACUUUUGCCAUCUUGCAGUAGAAUUGGAAUGUAAAUAUUACUACUGUUAACUCAAGUGUUGUUUUUCUUGCAUUUCAAGGCUUGCUUUUACCUUCUAAGGAGUGUAAAUUUUGGUAUUUGUCAUCUCUUGGGACAGAAAGAAUUAAAAGGAAAUCGUGAUUUGAAAAAGAUGGUACAUGAUACCAACAGAAGUUUAAGUUAAGGAACCCCAGUGCAUCAGAGUUCAAGGUGGGGUAGUGGAUUGUCAAGCCAGCCAAGGAUGGAGCUGUUGGGACACCACUGGUUCUUCCCAGACCAGGACUGCUGGCAAGUCUCCCCAUCGCAGGGUCUGUGGUGGGCUGCCGCCCCUGGCUCUGUGCCACUGGCCAGAGGGACGAGGGCCUGGGAUUCCGGUCCCUGCCUGACCCAGUAGGCCGGGUCUGAGUUGGCCCAGAUGGAAGACUUGCGGAUCUCACAGUGUCCUAUGCAGAUAAUGCCGAUGAAUCGCUGCGAGGACUCGGUUAAUAGAGGAAGGUGGGUGAAAGGAGCCGACCUGCCCAGGUGGAGUGGCAGUGUCGGAUAGCAGUAAGGGGGUGCUCCCGAGGCAGCACUGCCGAGCUGGAGAUCCCAGCUUUCCCCCCAUGAGUGUGUGACCCUGGGCAUCUCUUAGCCUUUCUCCACUUGACUUCCCCAUCUGCAAGCGGUCGUGAGGAAUUGCAGUGUAUACCUCAGCGCGCUGUUGUGUUCAAGUCAAAUAAAACGCUUAGCACUCUGCCUGGCAAA